AUGCUCGUCCCAGGCAUCUUCUAUUUCUCGGCCAAAGGCAAACUCAAGGAGGAGGAAGGCCAGGAGAUCGACCUCGACAGCACUUUCUGGGGUUUCUCGUGCACCAAAUUGCUCACAACUAUAGCCGUAUUACAAUGUGUUGAAAACGGCCUGAUCGCGCUCGACGACCCAGUCGAUGGCGUACUGCCAGAACUCCGAGAGCCGAAUAUCAUCACGCCAGAACUGAGCGGGUCUUUCAAGCUGACGCCCGCCAAGAACAAGAUCACGCUGCGCCAUCUGGUAGCCCACACCAGUGGCCUGUCCUACGACGCCAUGCACCCGAUCCUCGUAGCAUGGCGUGAGUCCAGAGGAGAGUCCCCUCAGGUAAUGAGCGGCAAAAUGCCCGAGGCCCACUCCCUACCACUUCUCUUCGAACCAGGAAGCAGCUGGGUCUAUGGUGCAGGUUUGGACUGGGCUGGUCUGCUAGUGGAGAGGCUGAAUAAUACGAGGCUGGCGGCGUACAUGCAGAAGAGGCUAUUCAAACCUCUCGGCCUGGAAAGUUCAACGUUUCGUCCAUACACUCGACCGGACAUCAUGGCGAAUUUGGCGCAGAUGUGGCGCCGGUCCGAUGAGGGAGAGCUGAUCCCAGUUCCCUCGCCGUAUCCUCUGUAUGCGCGAAAUGAUAGCGGCGGUAUGGGCCUGGUCACAUCUACAUCGGACUUAAUCGCUAUUCUACAAGACCUCCUGAAGGAUAAGCCGGUGCUUCUCAAAAAGGAGUCAGUGACGGAGAUGUUCACCCCCCAAUUUGAGCCCGGAACACCUCAGCACAGAGGAGUUGUAGAACAGGAGUCCCUACACAACCAGCUCACCGGGGAUACCACCGGCAAUGCUGAAGUGUCCUUUGGCCUGGGUGGCCUGGUCGUCCAGAAGGACGUGCCAAACCUCCCGGCGAAGACACUGACAUGGAAUGGCAUGCCUAACAUCGGGUGGUUCGUAAAUCUCGACAGAGGCUUGGGGGGCAUGUAUGUAAGCCAGGUGCUCCCUCCGGGGGAUCCCAAGAGCGUGGAUCUUCUUGGUGAAUUUUGGAGGGAAAUCUGGGCGCAGCAUGCAGUGGCGUGA
Diaporthe amygdali is the source of this 1098-nucleotide messenger RNA. RefSeq lists its product as uncharacterized. The transcript is spliced from 3 exons. NCBI's taxonomy places the organism in Eukaryota, Fungi, Ascomycota, Sordariomycetes, Diaporthales, Diaporthaceae. Bases 1 to 1098 code for a protein of 365 amino acids. The record is from RefSeq and is a predicted model, not a curated record.